AUGUAUCAUUCUGUGUCUGAAACCAGUCACCCUUUGCAAACAGAGGAACAAGAAAUAGGCAUUGAUCCCUUGCAGAGUUAUUUGAACAAGCCAGGGGAAGGAUCAAAUGAAAAUGGAGGCACACACCACACCUCAGAUUCUGAUGGAACAUUUAUUUCUUACAGUAAAGAAUGGGAAGAACUAUUUGUAAACAACAAUUACUUGGCAACUAUACGGCUGAAGGGGAUUAAUGGGCAGCUGAGAAGCAGCAGGUUCCGUAGUGUUUGCUGGAAGUUAUUUCUGGAAGUUCUACCCCAAGACAGAAGUCAAUGGAUUAAAACCACUUCAGACUUAAGAACUUCUUACAAUAAGAUCAAAGAAAUUCACAUUACAAACCCUCGGAAAGCAGGACAGCAAGAUCUGAUAAUCAACAACCCACUCUCUCAGGACGAGGGGAGUCUUUGGAAUAAAUUUUUCCAGGAUAAAGAGCUUCGAGCAAUGAUUGAACAAGAUGUGACAAGAACCUUUCCUGAAAUGCAGUAUUUCCAGCAAGAGAAUGUGAGGAAGAUUCUUACAGAUGUUCUGUUCUGCUAUGCCAGAGAAAAUGAGCAGUUGCUUUAUAAACAGGGUAUGCAUGAACUUUUAGCUCCCAUUGUCUUUAUCCUGCAUUGUGACCACCAAGCUUUUUCACAUGCCAGUGAAGCUGCACAGCCAAGUGAGGAAAUGAAAGUUCUUUUGAAUCCUGAAUAUCUGGAACAUGACGCCUAUGCAAUGUUCACACGUCUUAUGAAAACUGCAGAACAUUGGUUUUCAACUUUUGAACAUGACAGUCAGAAGGAGAAAGAUGUGAUGAUUACACCUAUGCCAUUUGCAAGGCCGCAGGACUUAGGCCCAUCUAUUGCUAUUGUUGCGAAGGUAAACCAAAUUCAGGAUCAUCUGCUAAAGAAACAUGAUAUUGAGCUGUACAUGCAUCUGAACCGACUGGAAAUUGCUCCACAAAUUUAUGGACUGCGAUGGGUAAGGCUCCUGUUUGGACGUGAAUUCCCACUUCAGGACCUUCUGGUUGUCUGGGAUGCUCUAUUUGCUGACAGUAUCACCCUGAAUUUAGUUGACUACAUUUUUGUAGCCAUGUUGUUAUAUAUUAGAGAUGCCUUGAUUUCAAGUAAUUAUCAGACCUGUUUGGGACUUCUGAUGCAUUAUCCACCUAUUGGAGAUGUUCACGCCCUUAUCCUCAGAGCACUUUUUCUCCGAGAUCCAAAGAGAAAUCCAAGACCAGUGACUCACCAAUUCCAACAAAAUUUAGAUUAUUACAAAGCACGUGGAGCAGACUUGAUGAACAAAACCCGCGCCAGCGCUAAGGCUGCCCCACUGAACAUUAACAAAGUCUCCAACAGCUUACUGAAUUUUGGCCGAAAGCUUAUUGCUCCGGCUAUGGCUUCAGGUGGGGCUGGGGGUGCUCCUGCCGGCGGGAGCAGCUUUCCUCCCCCUGCAAUGCCCAUCAGAAGCGCAGUGGAAACCUCCCAGCACCACUACCACCACCAGCACCACCACCACCACCACCAGGCGCAGCAGCAGAGGAUGAUGAAGUCCGAAAGCAUGCCAGUUCAGCUGGGCAAAGGCCAAAGUUCAAAAAACGUCAGCUCAUCCCCAAGCAUAGAGAGCCUGUCUGGCGGACGUGAAUUUACAGGAUCUCCACCAUUGUCUGCAUCAAAAAAGGAUUCCUUUUUCAGUACAAUCUCCCGCUCCCGUUCCCAAAGCAAAACUAUGAGCAGAAAAGAAUCGGAGGAGGAAUUGGAGACCCAGAUUUCAUUCCUACAAGGACAACUAAACGACUUGGAAGCCAUGUGCAAAUAUUGUGCAAAGAUGAUGAACACACAUCUUGGAAAUAUUCAGGAAGUCAUACUGCAAGAACACUUGGAAAAAGAAGAUGAAAUUCUUGUUUCCUUGGCUGGUUUGAAGCAGAUCAAGGACAUCCUGAAAGGUUCCCUGCGUUUCAACCAGAGCCAGCUGGAAGCUGAAGAAAAUGAGCAAAUCACGAUAGCCGAUGAUCACUACUGUUCCAACAGUCAGAACAAGGGGACAGGUGAUGUCCUAAAGGGACCUGUUAUGACAAAACAACAGUUCAUCUCAGGACGACAGACUACGACUGAUUCGAGCACUAGUGAGAGCAAGAGUGCUGAUGACUAUAUUAUGGUUUCCAAAGAAGAGGAAGGAAGUAGAAGUGCUGUCCCGGAGCCAGCGCAGUCCCAUCAGGCACACAAGGAGGCAGUGGUGAAGCCAGAAGCUCCAUCUCGUUCUUCUUUGAUAUUCUCUGACCCACUGAUGGGCUCCAUUUCAGCCUCCUCCAGCAACCUGAGCUCCAGCCCUGAUGACAACAGUAGUAAUAACAGCAAAGAUUCUGACUUUGCUAUUGUCAGCCCCCUGGACAUCUAAAGAAACAGGUUGGGAGAGUUUGGGAGGUUGGCAGUUAUACCUCAGCUCAAAUUCCUAUGAUUCCACAGGCUGGAUAGUUCUUUGG
Nipponia nippon (crested ibis) is the source of this 2497-nucleotide messenger RNA. The record is from RefSeq and is a predicted model, not a curated record. NCBI's taxonomy places the organism in Eukaryota, Metazoa, Chordata, Aves, Pelecaniformes, Threskiornithidae.